AUGGAUUUCCGGAAGAUUCUUGGACGAAAAUCGAAGUCGAAAGGCCAGGCUGAACCCAGCCUUGCCCACUGUUCUAGCGGCGCUUCGAGCCGUACCGAGUCGGUAACCACUCUAGUUGAGCCAUAUCCGCCACGCGAAAAAUAUGGUCUUUUUAUUCUACAUGAGCCCCCAGCAGGGGAAACGCAAGUCGACAUCGUCGCAGUUCAUGGUCUUGGUGGCGAUUGGGAAGGGACCUGGACUGAUGAUACCACUCACCAGAUGUGGUUGCGGGACUUUAUACCAAAUCAAUGGGGAGAAGCCAGAGUUUUGUCGUUUGGCUACGAUUCCACUUUCGCAUUUAGUCAUUCCGUGGCGGAUAUUGACGACUCAGCAGUGGACCUGAUCAACAGGCUAGAUGGCGAGCGUCAAGUGCAAUCCGCCAAAAAAAGACCCAUCAUCUUCGUGGCCCAUAGUCUAGGCGGUGUCGUUGUCAAAAGAGCACUCAUGCUUGCCAAUGAACGCUCAGAUCACUGGGGAAAUUUGAGAGAUCAAGCAAGAUGUGCCAUCUUCUUUGCGGUACCUCAUCGAGGCUCAGACUUAGCAUUUUGGGCCAAUCUCGCGACUCGUGCACUGAGCUUUGCAUCUCUUGGGACUCACGGAAAUACCAAUUUUGUGAACGCGUUGAAACGAAACUCGUCAGAGUUUGCGAAGAUCUCAAUGGGCUUUAUUCAGCCGGCUGGGAAGUUGUCCUCGAUCAGAACGUUCUAUGAGACUGUCAAGAUCACAAACCAGCUGGUUGUUGACAAAGAUUCAGCCAGCCUUGGACUCACCAACGAGUUGGCUGUUCCUAUUUCCGGCGCGGAUCACCGAAAUAUUUGCAAAUUUGAUAGGCAAGACAGCCAAAAGUAUAGACCAGUCGCAAAUGCUUUGGCAGCAAUGUCUGAAUUAUUGGCAACGUUAGAACCUUCUUCUAUCAGAGAACAUGCUGCGCAUCUAGCGCGGAAGGCUAAUCAAGCCUGGGAAUCCCGAGUCUCCAGUGUUCCGACGAUCAACGAUGACCUCACCUGGCCACUGCACAUGCCGCAGUAUCAAAUGUGGUAUCACGAUUCGAGUCUCGAUAAUUUUCCAAGGCUUUUGCGAUUUCAAUACGACUGCACCAGUGAAUGGGAGGCUAAUCUGGCGAAAGUAUUUCAAGAGAAUUUGCGAAAGAGAAGAGAAGACGCCCAUGAAAGCCGGCCAGCCCACAUAAUAACGUUUGUCGGUCCUCAGACGCGCUCAACAUAUUCUGGAAAUUUGGCGGUAGCCCUACCACAAUCACUGAUUGGCCAGAUAUUUACACGUUUUCCAGAGUGCAUCGUCGAGACUACCAAUCGGCAUCAGGAGACACGUAAGGAUUUUCUCGACGCUGAUUGGGAUAUUGGCGAGUUGGACAAAGCAUCCCGGCAUUGCUGGAGGGAUCUCCUAGACUCCCAUGCUUCGAAUUGGCGAGCUCUGUGGAUUUUACUCGAGCUCGCGAUGAGAAGUCUCAAAGAGCCGAUUGUUGUAUUAUUGUCAAGUUUCGAUGAAGAGGCAUAUACUUGCCUCAGGAACGGCCUCGAAUACCUACAGUCCGCAAAUAUGUUUGAGUCUGGCAGUGUCAACAAGCGUCGCUGUCGAUGGCUCGUGAUGGGCAGGCCAUUCUGUGACGUACCUGGCCGCUUUAAAGAGAGGAGCAUCAUCCUGUCCGAGGCAGAGGAGAUGGAAGAGUGCCGCUCUGCACUUUACUUUGCAGAACUUCAUGCUCGACGAGAUCGAGUCCAUACUCCAGCGAGCGGAACAAAUCUCUGGAUAUGGGAACACAAAGAGUACAAGCGAUGGCUCAAACAGCCCUCCGGUCUGCUUUGGAUUUACGGCAAACCAGGAAGCGGAAAGUCCACUUUAGCCAAGACAAUAUUGCAGGCUCACGACUUUCGAGCUGAUGGUUAUCUACGAGCCGAUUUCUUCUACAGCGCGCGUGGCGGGCCCGUGGAAACAGGCCACAUUUUAAUGUUGCGAUCUAUCCUCUAUCAGCUACUAACCCAAAAAGAGGAGCUUUUCUCUUACUUUCAACCCAAGUUCAGAAGGCUGAGAGGAGCUGAACCUGGAGCAAUUGCGUGGACUUUUCGGGAUCUUGCCUCAAUAUUGCUCUCAUUCGCUGAAGUUCGCAAAGCAAACGGACCCUUUCAUAACCCGGCGCUGAAAUUCUUUGUCGUCCUUGAUGGCUUCGAUGAGUCCAAUCCCAAGGUCGAUAUCGAUCACGGACCCGGAAAUAAAGGAAAGGAAAUCGAGAGACAGAGGGUGCUCAAGCUGUUCCACAGUCUUUGCUCCACGAAGGGCAGCGCAAUUUUCAGGGCGGUCGUCCUAAGUCGGCCGGACCGCGACAUACGAGACCUUUUGAGAGGAACAUUUGCUAUUGAUGUAAAGAAUGAGAAUGAGAAUGACAUCACGAGAAUCGUCCAACUCGGCUUAACAACGCUGUGGACGCACAUGAAAGAGGAGGAAAAUGAAGAUCGGUAUGUGCAGCCAUUCUCGGAACGAGACUUGGCCUUCGACCUCGACUCAGAUGAGGAAAGUAUCGAAGAAGGUGUCAACGUACGUUCCUCCGGAGCACCCGAAAUCCUUGAGACACCUCAACUGGAUUUCGCGCGGAAGUAUCUGUUGGACAAGGCCGAUGGCGUUAUUCUCUGGGUGGUUAUGAUUAUCAAGGAACUAAUCAAAAUCGCUAAAUCUGGUGUCUUCACGGUUGCAAAGCUCGAAUCCAUGCUCUCAACAAUACCAACGAGUGUCCAGGAACUUUACGAGGAUAUCCUAAGGAGGAUCAAGUCUAGAGGAACCGAGGAUAAGAGACAAUCUCAGUAUAUCGUCUCUUGGCUAUUGUUUACCGAACGAACGAUGCGAGUAGACGAAUUCCGUGACGCAUUUGCAAUGUUCUCCUGGACCAGCUCAAAUCGCACCCGAGAUUUCCUCGACAAGAAUCGGGUAGGUUCUUUCGCAUCAAGUUGGUCUCCGGUGCGGUCACUGCUUGAGAAUACGUGCGGCGGACUGGUCGAGAUAGUACCAACUGAAAGAAAAUCCACCCAGACACCCUGGGAGAGGAAAGGGGUUUCACCUGAAGACCAAAUUCAACUUAUACAUCAAACUGCAAAGGACUUUCUACUCGCUAACCCGGAUCCAGUGCUUUUCAACGUUGAUUAUGCCGAAAGUCUGCGAACUAUUGCAACGACUUGUGUUAACUAUCUCAUAAUGACCUUUCCGUUGGAACGACGGUGCUACUUUUUCUCGCAGACUCUGAUACCAGAACGGGUCUAUGAGAUCUUUGUCAAAUACAUUCAGGAUCGACCACUGUUGAUAUACACCUUUGAGUAUUUGCAAAGUUUGUUUGAGGAUGCAAAUUGGAAGGAGGACGAAAGGAUUUCUACGUUCGCUCCGUUGGCACAUUAUCUUUCUCAAUCAAAAAUUGCAAGAGGAUCUCUCUGGUGGCUUGUCCAGGUCCUCCAAUCUCAAGCCAUGCCGGACGACGUCGGACUACAAUCAGCUGCUUCACGACCAGAGAACGCGUGGCCAAGUGUUCAGGAAUGCAGAUGGGAUUCCACCCCAUCAACAAAGCUUGCAUCGGCACAGCUCGAAUUCCAAUUGCUCUUCGACGGCAUAGAGCCUAAUCACAGUUCGGAGUAUUGUAGCUAUGAUAGCGAGGAAACCGAGUUUCAGCGCCUGCAGCUCCUAAGCCUCCGACGCAAGAGGUAUUUGUGCGAAUGUCUCAUGGCUGCAUGCCGACUAGGGCUUUUGAACGCAGCCAGGACCCUCGUAGCUGCAAAGGCGCCGUUCAAUGGAGUCAACGGCCUUCGACCUUCCAUUCCACUUAAUGAAGCUCGACAAUACCAACACUAUGACAUUGAGAAAUUCUUGACCAGCACCGGAGCAGAUUCGAACCUGGGACCCAUUGGACCGCGAGAACCUGAGGAUCUAGUGUGGAACGUUCGGAGUGUUGACAGUCCACAUUGGGACUAA
Messenger RNA from Rhinocladiella mackenziei CBS 650.93, 4005 nucleotides. RefSeq lists its product as uncharacterized. The transcript has 7 exons. The record is from RefSeq and is a predicted model, not a curated record. Bases 1 to 4005 code for a protein of 1334 amino acids. Lineage: Eukaryota; Fungi; Ascomycota; Eurotiomycetes; Chaetothyriales; Herpotrichiellaceae.